AUGGCCAUCAAAGAAGUCGCGCCAGAAAUUGAGCAGGAGAGUCCUGAUGUCUCUCAACAUGGUAAAUCAGAAGUCACGGAGGCCAUAUUUGACUCUGCUAGCGACAAAGUCAAAAGCAUCAACGAAAAGACCGGCGAGGUGUCGGUAGAAUCCCCUCAAGACGAGGAUACCGAAUACGUUAAAGGGCAUCCGGUUAUUCGCAAUGGCCUUGAUGUCUCCAAAUACAUCGUGUCACUGCGCGACGAUGGGGAUCCUGCGUUUACAUUCCGGUCCUUUGUGCUAGGCUCCGCCUUCACUGCGCUUUCAAGUGUUAUCACAAUGCUCUACGUUUUCAAACCUUACCAAGCGCAGGUUUCUUUUACUUUUCUUCAACUCCUCGUCUUCAUAUUUGGCCAGGCAUGGGCACUCUUCACUCCUCGCCCGGAAAGAUUCAAGUGGAAAUGGCUACAGGCCACGCUUCGCUUCCUCAAUUUUGGACAGACGUUUGGGAUCAAAGAACAUGUGGUCUCCGCCUUGAUCGCCUCGUCUGGUAAUAACGGUCUCGCCGGAGUGGAGGUCUAUGCUGUUGAGAGACUGUUCUAUAACACGGGCGUGACGGCGACCACUGCUGUCUUGGGUACUUUCUCCAUCUCACUGGUAGGAUUCGUAUUGGCUGGUGUGCUGCGCCCCCUGAUCGUUUAUCCGGCCGAGAUGGUAUACUGGUCGACUUUGCCUCAAGUGGUGCUUUUUCAGAAUUUGCACUUCGAUGUCCGCGCGAAUAGGGGUCGGUUGGUCAAGUUUGGCUGGGCUCUUGCGGCUUCCGCGAUCUGGGAGUUUUUUCCUUCAUACAUCGUGACCUGGUUUUCGGGUAUCUCGAUCUUCUGUCUGGCCUCCAUGCAUGCCCCGACGCAUACCCGGACCAUCUUCUCCAAAGUCUUUGGAGGGGCUUCCUCUAACGAAGGCUUGGGCAUCCUGAAUUUUAGUCUCGAUUGGCAAUACAUUCAGAGCACCUACCUGUCAUUGCCCUUGAAGCAACAGUUUAAUUCGUGGAUCGGCUACAUUAUAUUUUAUAUCGCCAUGCUCGCCCUCUACUACGGAAAUGCCUGGGAUGCCCUGAGUUUCCCGUUCAUGUCUACUUCUCUGUUUCUGGCAAACGGUACGCAAUACGAUACCGACUCUAUAAUGAACAGUCAAGGUACAAUCGAUUUUGACAAGGUCGACGAGGUGGGGUUGCCAUACAUGACUGCCACCACUGUCUGGGGUUUCUUGACUCAGAGCUUGGCCAUCGGUGCACUGAUCUCUCAUGUCCUCAUUUUCUACAGUAAGGACAUGUGGCUGGCCUGGAAACAGGCACGUACCAGGACCCAACCAGACCCGCACUAUCAAGGAAUGCUCAAGUACAAAGAAGUUCCCAUGUGGUGGUAUUAUGGACUUUUUGUUUUGGCGUUCUUUGCCGGGUUGAUCGUCAACAUCAAAGGUCAGACUACGCAACCGGUGUGGGAGUAUAUCGUGGCUCUCAUCCUAGGUGCAUUCAUUGCCCCUUUCUCCUGUAUUCUCUAUGGGCUGUACGGAACUGGUGUAGGCACGAAUCUCAUUUCCAAAAUGAUUGCAGGCGCGUUGCACCCUGGACGUCCUCUCGCCAACCUUUACUUUGCAAGCUGGUCCCAUCAAGUCAUUCUAUUGGCUGUCAACCUGGCCAACUGGCUCAAAGUAGGCCAAUAUACUAAGAUUCCUCCUCGGGUCAUGUUUAUCACUCAGGUAUAUGGCACCCUGCUAGGAGCAGGCUUGAACUAUGCCGUCAUGACGACAAUCGUCAGCAAUCAACGAGAAAUCCUCCUCGAUCCCAUCGGAAACAACAUCUGGAGCGGCUCAUAUGUGCAGAGUCUAAACUCUAACGCAAUCACAUGGGCACUAGCUAAGGAAAUGUAUGGAAUCCACGGACAAUACCUCAUCGUUCCCUUGGGUCUAGUCAUCGGUCUCGCUUUUCCCGCUUUGCAUUGGGGAGUGAUCAAGGUAUUCCCACGAGUCGCCAAAUGGGAAAUCAACACAGCCGUGAUAUUGACUUAUGCUGGUUUGAUCUACUACGGCAACACAUCAUGGAUCUGGUCGUCGAUUGUGGUUGGCAUCUUCUCUCAGGUCUGGCUUCGGCGUCGUCUGCCUCGGAUUUAUAACAAGUACAAUUAUCUUAUUGGAGCUGCGUUGGAUGGUGGUUCUCAGCUUAUUAUUUUUAUACUGUCGUUUGCAGUCUUUGGUGCGAGCGGUAACGAGGUCCCCUUUCCGACCUGGUGGGGAAAUCCUUCUGGGAAUCCAGACCAUUGUCUGUAG
Talaromyces amestolkiae is the source of this 2304-nucleotide messenger RNA. RefSeq lists its product as uncharacterized. The transcript is spliced from 4 exons. Gene Ontology annotation, biological process: transmembrane transport. Lineage: Eukaryota; Fungi; Ascomycota; Eurotiomycetes; Eurotiales; Trichocomaceae. The record is from RefSeq and is a predicted model, not a curated record. The coding region runs from base 1 to 2304 and encodes 767 amino acids. Gene Ontology annotation, molecular function: oligopeptide transmembrane transporter activity.